Pyricularia grisea is the source of this 2660-nucleotide messenger RNA. RefSeq lists its product as uncharacterized. The record is from RefSeq and is a predicted model, not a curated record. NCBI's taxonomy places the organism in Eukaryota, Fungi, Ascomycota, Sordariomycetes, Magnaporthales, Pyriculariaceae. The coding region runs from base 968 to 2149 and encodes 393 amino acids. The transcript has 2 exons.
AUCGUCAGUCUCUCUCUCAAUCUUCUCGAAGACAAGACGGGAACGGCAAAACCCUUUUUUUCUUUUCUUUUUUUUUUUUUUCUCGUCCCAGCUGUUACCAUCGAUCUCCGUCUCCUUGCGUCCAUGGCCGGAUUUGCUUUCCCGCACUGAUGAAACUGUAAAGCAAAUCGAGUCCUCGCUGUUUUCAGUCAUUUUGUUGGCUCAUUUAUUGCCCCCCACCCUAGUUCACAGCAGCAUCGAUGCAUAAGCUGAGGUAAGGUACCGCUAACAUUUUCAACCUGCAUAAAUCCCAUUCCCUCCCGUUUGUACCCUGCAAACAUUUCCGUGCUACGUAUUUGUUGGUAAACAUAUUCAUGCGUAACACAUGUCAUCUGGUCAGUGGCACGGUGACUUGCAUGGUAUAGGGAUGAAAGCUUGGUAGAAUAGUUGCCAUAUAACCGGGGUGUUUUCUGCUAUAACUACAGCAAAGUUUACAAAAUAGCCCACGCAGUUGCCAGGACAUCCUUCCUCCCCACAUUGAUGCCAGAAGCAGCGGCCAUCGAUCAAUCCGCCAACCACACUACUAGUCUAGACUAGUUCUAGAGCUCCAUGGUACCACUACUUGUCCCAACUGAAUCGUUUUUAUCAGUGCCACAGCAACAUUCACCAGCAACUCCAUCCCCGGCGCCAACGAAAUAGCGGGCAAAGGUUGUCAACAACGGCGGCUUGUGCAAAGCACCACUCGACGACUGGCGCCCAAACUGCCUAGUUCGCACAAUCAAGUCAACAAACCACCACUUCUAUUCGCUCAGCUCCGCCACUUGAAACUAGUUGUGGAAGCAAAACAAAGUAAAUACGUCUAGUGUGCUGCAAAUUCUGUACUGGUAUAGUAGUACCAGGAGAGAUUAAGAAAACCGACCUUGGCAUUAUAAACGGCCCCUACAAGGAAGGAGCCGACAUUCUGCAAAAAAACAAAAACAAAAAAAAAAUGACACCAUCACCACAAACCCCACUGCAUUCACGCCACACAUCGGUAGCAGACUCCUUCUCCAUGUCGCCCUCGAUGGACCGGCGACAGUCUCGAUCUUCCUUCAACGAUGCACCCUUGACUCCACACCGCAACAACAGUUUCGGCACCGCCGACAACACGAUGGACUUGAGCGGAUUCGGCAGCGGCGGUCCCAACAUGGCGGGCGGCGGCUCCGGGCUCGGCAAUCUGGCCGACGAGCUGGCGGGUGCCUUUUCGGACGAAGAGGAGGAUGACGACCCAUACUACGACGACGCCGACAACUCAGCCAUUGGUAUCGCGGUCACUACAGACGAUGCCUUGCAUGCCACUCGAGACAGCGGAGUCGACAUAGCCAGCGCUGGCGGCCGGGGAGGAAAGAAGAUGAGCGGUGACGGUCUCAGUCUGCCGACACCAAGGGGCCAUCGGAGGAAAGGGAGCGAAUAUGAUGGCAGUGAAUAUGGAUCGGACUCGGACUUGGACACGACGGACAUGCCACCGAGUCUUGUCGCCAAGAUUGAUGCGGUAGAGUCACUAGCAAGGAGGGGAACGGAGAGCAAUGGAGGCCCCACGGAUGGCGUCUUUCAGAGAGUGACGAAUCUGCUCCGGGACCUGGGCCCACAGGCCGGGGUAGAGGGUAGUACAACUCGGUUGAUCACAACGCAUACAGCUCUAUCCUCGCACCUGCACCACCAAUCACGGCAGAUCCAGACCCUAAGCUACGCCCUCUUCGCGCCAAACUCAAUACCCCCAGAUGCUGAGACAGUAGAGGAGCUCAUCCCCCUCCUCGACGCCCUGUCAGAAAUUAUACCACGACCUGCAACUGCGGCGCACGCCUCGCUGGCCUCGCUGCACGCUGUCACAGCAGAUGUGGUGCAGACGCUCAACUACCUGUCGGACACGCUGGCCAUGUCGCGGCAGACCACCAACGCAGCCACUCGCCGGCUGCGGAGCGCCAAGGAGAUGGUGGCCGAGAUUCGCCGCGAGGACGAGGAGCGCGAGGAGGCGGAGAUUUGGCUUACCAGGCACAAGUGGGGCGAGAGGUUGGCCAGUCGGGAGUGUGCUGCUGUCUGCAAGGACGUCGUCGGCGGCUUUGAGGACGUCUGCAAUUCAUGGCGGGCCAGGAUACUGGCGCAGGCCGAGACUGGCCCGACAGCUGCCUGAGUGACGUCCCCUGACUGGCAGCUGGCUAGGUGGAUUUGCCCUUGUGGAUGCGAAGCCACGCCGUUCUUGGGAAGCUACAGUACAAAGACGCGGACUGCUUCUUAUUUCUUAUUGCUUUUUUUAUGUCUCUCUUCUUUUCUUCUUUUCCAAGGGGGAUGGCUCUUUCCAUGCAUACCCACUUGAAAUUUCUUCUCUAUGUUAUUGCAUAAUCUUUGACGCUACCAGACAUGGCAGAGUAAGCAUGAUGCUGACUCUACUUGGCUGUGGGCGACGAUCACGAUCGGCGUUUUUGGGGGGAUAAGAGAAAUAUAUAGAAAAAGGCACAUGUUCGCGAGGAUGAACAUGGACGCCCAAUAGGUUUUUUCUCGGCAUAGAUUAUGAAAUAUUUUGAUGUUGGAAUCGGUCACUCUGGAGUCCAUUCCACGGAUUAUAUAUACCAGCAGUACAGUCAACCCUUGUUUGCUUGGUUCUGGUAACGCAUGGGAUCAUAAAGCGUCGCUAUGAAGUGGUA